This is a messenger RNA of Mesorhabditis belari, 432 nucleotides long. The record is from the annotation of a GenBank genome assembly. NCBI's taxonomy places the organism in Eukaryota, Metazoa, Nematoda, Chromadorea, Rhabditida, Rhabditidae.
AUGGCUCAACUUUUGGCCGAUGUCGAACUCGUCAAAAACGACGGCUCCAAGCACAACGCCAGCGAGUUGGAGGGCAAAGUCGUUGGCCUCUACUUCUCGGCUCACUGGUGCCCACCGUGCCGUCAAUUCACGCCAGUUUUGAAGGAUUUCUACAACGAUUUGGCCGAGGAGGGCGACUUUGAGAUCGUUUUUGUUUCGUUCGACCGAUCGGCCGAGGAUUUGAAGAAAUACCUUGACGAGGCGCAUGGCGAUUGGUUCCACAUCGCUUACGGAAACCCAAAAAUUCAGGAACUCGCUACGAAGCUCCAAGUGAGCGGCAUUCCGGCAUUCAUCAUCGUCAAGCCAAACGGUGACGUCAUCACCAAGGAGGGACGUUCCGAGGUUUCGAGCAAGGCCCCCAAGCAAGCGCUCUCCGGCUGGAAGAAAAGUUUG